Oncorhynchus keta (chum salmon) is the source of this 6011-nucleotide messenger RNA. RefSeq names its product N-terminal EF-hand calcium binding protein 1 (gene necab1). Gene Ontology annotation, cellular component: cytoplasm. The coding region runs from base 201 to 1250 and encodes 349 amino acids. Gene Ontology annotation, biological process: regulation of amyloid precursor protein biosynthetic process. The transcript is spliced from 15 exons. Lineage: Eukaryota; Metazoa; Chordata; Actinopteri; Salmoniformes; Salmonidae. Gene Ontology annotation, molecular function: calcium ion binding. The record is from RefSeq and is a predicted model, not a curated record.
CUUCUAUCGAGACGCGCAACGGCAACCUGUAGAACGCAACGCGAGUUGAAAUGCACAGCGGUAGCGGUUGUAUUAAUUCUGUCGGAACAUAAUCAGCUGAUCUUUAGGUCGGUUUUUUUUCGUUGACUUUUAGACUAGAUUCAUUCAACUGAACACAACUAGUUUAUUACCAACAUUUAAAAAAAAGGAUCACCUGUAAAAUGGAUUGUUCUUCUGAGGCGGUGCAGUUGCUUUCGGAUGAAGCCGCCGCUCCAAUGGAAUUGAAAAAAGGAAUGUCCAUAUUCCUGGAUAUCUUAAGAAGAGCAGAUAAAAACGAUGAUGGGAAGUUGUCGUUUGAUGAGUUCAGAGCCUACUUCCAUGAUGGAGUUUUGACAUCCGAUCAACUGAAGGAGCUCUUUAACACCAUAGACACUCACAACACAGACAAUGUGGACACUGACGAGCUGUGUGAGUACUUCUCCCAGCACCUUGGUGAAUACGAGAAGGUCCUGGCAGCUCUGGAGGACCUCAACAUGACAAUACUGAAGGCUAUGGGCAAGACCAAGAAGGACUAUCAGGAAGCCACACACCUGGAGCAGUUCGUGACACGCUUCCUGCUAAAAGAGACAACCAAUCAGCUCCACUCGCUGCAGAGCUCCCUGGAAUGUGCCAUGGAGACCACGGCCGAGCAAACCCGUCAGGAGAGGCGAGGCCCAGUAAAGCCUGAUGUGCUGUCAAUCCAGUGGUCAGGGAGAAGAUCCAACCGAAGGCUUCAAAGAAAUAACAGUCUGUCUCCUAACAACCCACUACUCAGCCUGGUCAAUUCAGGUCUGUAUGACGAGGACAACCAAUGGAUGACUCAGGUCAACAGACUCCAGAAGCUUAUUGACCGGCUAGAGAAAAAGGAAGUUCGUAUGGAGCCAGUUGAAGAGGAGGUGUUGGAAGGAAUCACCAAAUCACACAUCCUGAUAGUCCAGAGACAGCUGAAUGUGUUGGAGGAGGAGCUGAAGGAGUUCCGCCUGUCUCUCAGGCAGUACAUGGAGUGUGCCUGCGCCCAGACGGGCUGUCUGCAUGUGGCAGUUCAGCGACUGGCUAAUGAGUCGCGUUUCAUCCUGUACGAGUUCUGGGAACACAACCACGUGUGGAAGAACCAUCUCCAGACAAACUACAGUAAGACUUUCCAGAGAGGUAACGUGGACUUCCUGGAGACACCAGAGCUCAUGACCACCAUGCUGGUGCCUGCCUCCUGGUGGGUCCUGAACAACAACUAAAUGACAUCACGCCAGGCCGACUGAGGACCGCUAUCGAUCAGAAACGUAGUUUGUAGUCUAUCGUCUAUCAUUAGCAUUGGGAAGAAGUGCACACACACACACACUCACGCACGCACACACACACAAUACUGUCAACUUGUACUGUGAAGUCAUUCUGAAUUAUUAUGUAUCAGACCUUUGUGUCCCUUCCUCAUUAGCUGUGUAUUGAUGAUGCUGUGUCAUGCUCCUAGAUGUUUACCCUGUUAGGAUGAUGCUGUGUCAUGCUCCUAGAUGUUCACCCUGUUAGGAUGAUGCUGUGUCAUGCUCCUAGAUGUUCACCCUGUUAGGAUGAUGCUGUGUCAUGCUCCUAGAUGUUCACCCUGUUAGGAUGAUGCUGUGUCAUGCUCCUAGAUGUUUACCCUGUUAGGAUGAUGCUGUGUCAUGCUCCUAGAUGUUUACCCUGUUAGGAUGAUGCUGUGUCAUGCUCCUAGAUGUUUACCCUGUUAGGAUGACGCUGUUUCAUGCUCCUAGAUGUUCACCCUGUUAGGAUGAUGCUGUGUCAUGCUCCUAGAUGUUUACCCUGUUAGGAUGAUGCUGUGUCAUGCUCCUAGAUGUUUACCCUGUUAGGAUGAUGCUGUGUCAUGCUCCUAGAUGUUUACCCUGUUAGGAUGAUGCUGUGUCAUGCUCCUAGAUGUUUACCCUGUCAGGAUGAUGCUGUGUCACGCUCCUAGAUGUUUACCCUGUUAGGAUGAUGCUGUGUCAUGCUCCUAGAUGUUUACCCUGUUAGGAUGAUGCUGUGUCAUGCUCCUAGAUGUUCACCCUGUUAGGAUGAUGCUGUGUCAUGCUCCUAGAUGUUCACCCUGUUAGGAUGAUGCUGUGUCAUGCUCCUAGAUGUUUACCCUGUUAGGAUGAUGCUGUGUCAUGCUCCUAGAUGUUUACCCUGUUAGGAUGAUGCUGUGUCAUGCUCCUAGAUGUUUACCCUGUUAGGAUGAUGCUGUGUCAUGCUCCUAGAUGUUCACCCUGUUAGGAUGAUGCUGUGUCAUGCUCCUAGAUGUUUACCCUGUUAGGAUGAUGCUGUGUCAUGCUCCUAGAUGUUCACCCUGUUAGGAUGAUGCUGUGUCAUGCUCCUAGAUGUUCACCCUGUUAGGAUGAUGCUGUGUCAUGCUCCUAGAUGUUUACCCUGUUAGGAUGAUGCUGUGUCAUGCUCCUAGAUGUUUACCCUGUUAGGAUGAUGCUGUGUCAUGCUCCUAGAUGUUUACCCUGUUAGGAUGAUGCUGUGUCAUGCUCCUAGAUGUUUACCCUGUUAGGAUGAUGCUGUGUCAUGCUCCUAGAUGUUUACCCUGUUAGGAUGAUGCUGUGUCAUGCUCCUAGAUGUUUACACUGUUAGGAUGAUGCUGUGUCAUGCUCCUAGAUGUUUACCCUGUUAGGAUGAUGCUGUGUCAUGCUCCUAGAUGUUCACCCUGUUAGGAUGAUGCUGUGUCAUGCUCCUAGAUGUUUACAUCAGCAGAGAUUCCAGGCAUGUGUCUCAAAUGGCACCCUAUUCCCUAUAUAGUGCACUACUUUAGACCAGAGCCAUAUGGAACCCUAUUCCCUAUAUAGUGCACUACUUUAGACCAGAGCCAUAUGGAACCCUAUUCCCUAUAUAGUGCACUACUUUAGACCAGAGCCGUACGGCACCCUAUUCCCUAUAUAGUUGUACUACUUUAGACCAGAACCCUAUUCCCUAUAUAGUGCACUACUUUAGACCAGAGCCCUAUUCCCUAUAUAGUGCACUACUUUAGACCAGAGCCCUAUUCCCUAUAUAGUGCACUACUUUAGACCAGAGCCCUAUUCCCUAUAUAGUGCACUACUUUAGACCAGAGCCCUAUUCCCUAUAUAGUGCACUACUUUAGACCAGAGCCCUAUACCCUAUAUAGUGCACUACUUUAGACCAGAGCCCUAUUCCCUAUAUAGUGGUACUACUAUAUACCAGAGCCCUAUUCCCUAUAUAGUGCACUACUUUAGACCAGAGCCCUAUACCCUAUAUAGUGCACUACUUUAGACCAGAGCCCACUCUGCAGGGAAUAUUGUGUCAUUUGGAAUGCAUGCCACCUGUCAGUAGUAGUAUGUCCUCCACACUACCGGUCACAAGUUUUAGAAAACAACGGGGUUUUUCUUUAUUUUUACUAUUUUCUACAUUGUAGAAUAAUAGUGAAGACAUCAAAACUAUGAAAUAACACAUAUGGAAUCAUGUAGUAACCUAUAAAGUGGUAAAUUAAAAUAUAUUUUGUAUUUAAGACUCGUCAAAGUAGCCACCUUUUGCCUUGAUGACAGCGUUGCACAAUCAUGACAUUCUCUCAACCAGAUUCAUGAGGUAAUCACCCGGAAUGCAUUUCAAUUAACAGGUGUGACUUCUUAAAAGUUAAUUUGUGGAAUUGAUUUCCUUCUUAAUGCAUUUGAGCCAAUCAGUUGAGUUGUGACAAGGUAGGGGUGGUAUACAGAACAUAACCCUAUUUGGUAAAAGACCAAGUCCAUAUUAUGGCAAGAACAGCUCAAAUAAGCAAAGAGAAACAACAGUCCAUCAUUACUUUAAGACAUGAGGGUCAGUCAAUACAACAGUCCAUCAUUACUUUAAGACAUGAAGGUCAGUCAAUACAACAGUCCAUCAUUACUUUAAGACAUGAAGGUCAGUCAAUACAACAGUCCAUCAUUACUUUAAGACAUGAAGGUCAGUCCAUCAUUACUUUAAGACAUGAAGGUCAGUCCAUCAUUACUGUAAGACAUGAAGGUCAGUCCAUCAUUACUUUAAGACAUGAAGGUCAGUCCAUCAUUACUUUAAGACAUGAAGGUCAGUCCAUCAUUACUUUAAGACAUGAAGGUCAGUCCAUCAUUACUUUAAGACAUGAAGGUCAGUCCAUCAUUACUGUAAGACAUGAAGGUCAGUCCAUCAUUACUUUAAGACAUGAAGGUCAGUCCAUCAUUACUUUAAGACAUGAAGGUCAGUCCAUCAUUACUUUAAGACAUGAAGGUCAGUCCAUCAUUACUUUAAGACAUGAAGGUCAGUCCAUCAUUACUUUAAGACAUGAAGGUCAGUCCAUCAUUACUGUAAGAAAUGAAGGUCAGUCCAUCAUUACUUUAAGACAUGAAGGUCAGUCCAUCAUUACUGUAAGACAUGAAGGUCUGUCCAUCAUUACUUUAAGACAUGAAGGUCAGUCCAUCAUUACUGUAAGACAUGAAGGUCAGUCCAUAUGGAACAUUUCAAGAACUUUGAACGUUUCUUCAAGUGCAGUCGCAAAAACCAUCAAGAUGUGAUGAAACUGGCUCUCAUGAGGACCGCCACAGGAAAGGAAGACCCAGAGUUACCUCUGCUGCAGAGGAUAAGUUCAUUAGAGUUAACUGGCUCUCAUGAGGACCGCCACAGGAAAGGAAGACCCAGAGUUACCUCUGCUGCAGAGGAUAAGUUCAUUAGAGUUACCAGCCCCAGAAAUGGCAAAAUAAAAUAAAUGCUUCAGAGAGUUUAUUAAGUAACAGACACAUCUCCAUAUCAACUGUUGAAUUAGGCCUUCUUGGUCAAAUUGCUGCAAGGAAACCACUACUAAAGGACACCAACAGGAAGAAGAGACUUGCUUGGGCCAAGAAACAUAAGCAAUGGAUAUUAGACUGGUGGAAAUGUGUCUUUUGUUCUGGAGUCCAAAUUGGAGAUUUUUGGUUCCAACCGCCGUGUCUUUGUGAGACACGAUGUGGGUGAACGGACGGUCUCUGCGUGUGUUUUUCCCACCGUAAAGCAUAGAGGAGGAGGUGUGAUGGUGUGAUGGUGUUAUGGUGUGAUGGUGCCACUGUCUGUGAUUUAUUUAGAAUUCAAGGAAUACUUAACCAGCAUGGCUACCAUAGUAUUCUGCAGCGAUACGCCAUCCUAUCUGGUUUGUGCUUAGUGGGACUAUCAUUUGUUUUUCAACAGGACAAUGACCCAACACACCUCCAGGCUGUGUAAGGGCUAUUUGACCAAGGAGGAGAGUGAUGGAGUGCUGCAUCAGAUGACCUGGCCUCCACAAUCACCCGACCUCAACCAAAUUGAGAUGGUUUGGGAUGAGUUGGACUGCAGAGUGAAGGAAAAGCAGCCAACAAGUGCUCAGCAUAUGAGGGAACUCCUGUUGGAAAAAGCAUUCCAGCUGAAUAUGGUUAAUAGAAUGCCAAAGCUGUCAUCAAGGCAAAGAUGAAGAUUUGUUUCCCUUUAUUUAACCAGGUAAGCUGGUUGAGAACCAGUUCUCAUUUACAACUGCGGCCUGGCCAAGAUAAAGCAAAGCAGUGCGACACAAGCAACAACACAGAGUUACACAUGGAGUAAAGAAGCGUACAGUCAACAACACAAUAGAAAAGUAGAAAGUCCAUAUACAGUGUGUAUAACAUAUAGUUGGAUUUGUUUAACACUUUUUUGGUUACUACAUGAUUCCAUAUCUGUUAUUUCAUUGUUUUGAUGUCUUCACUAUUAUUCUACAAUGUAGAAAUUAGUAAGAAUAAAUAAAAACCCUUGAAUGAGUAGGUGCUGUAACACUUUUGACUGGUACUGGACAUGGCUGUACUGUACAGGGAGGGUUUGUGUCUGUGGGUUUGUCUGUGUGUGUGUGUCCGUGUGUGUCUGUGUGUUAGAGGCUAUCCCUGUGUAGUAUCAGUGCUUGGGAGGAUGAGAACAACCCAAGCUAACCAACAGGUCACCGUACAUUUCUGGACACGAUGGAUUCUAUAGUUAUUGGAUGUAUUUUAAUGUGUGUAAAUCAUUCAGUGGUAAGAAAUAAAGAAAAUAUA